Molecule: messenger RNA, 1632 nt
Organism: Kalmanozyma brasiliensis GHG001
Lineage: Eukaryota; Fungi; Basidiomycota; Ustilaginomycetes; Ustilaginales
Product: Voltage-dependent anion channel
Exons: 1
Coding region: 1-1632 (543 amino acids)
Biological process (GO): sulfite transmembrane transport; transmembrane transport
Cellular component (GO): plasma membrane
Molecular function (GO): sulfite transmembrane transporter activity
Source: RefSeq, a predicted model, not a curated record
AUGGCAAGCCUCGAAAAGGCAGCGAUGGCCUUGAGCCGUCGUGCCGACGCCUCGCCCCAACCCAACAUGGACCCCUCGAUGGCGACCGACUCGACCCUGGCUACACGCAAGCACGUCGCUAUCGACCUCGAGCAGCCCGCGCCCCUCCCCAGCGACCUCCACUCCACAGACUCGACCACGCAAGCCAGCAGCUCCCAUACACCGCUGACACCCACUCGCACCCAGCGCAUCCGCACCGAACUGCGCCGCAUCACCCUCCACUUCACCCCAUCCUGGUUCAGCGUCAACAUGGGCACGGGCAUCACCUCGAUCCUCCUCCAUCAGCUGCCCUACCAAUUCCCUGGGCUGGGCAUCAUCUCGAACGUCCUCUUCGGACUCAAUGUGUUGCUCUUCUUCCUGUUUUUGGGGAUCAGUGUGGCACGAUACGUCAUUUGGCCGCAGCUCUUCUGGAUCAUGCUUUUCCACCCUACGCAGAGUUUGUUUCUGGGCACGUUUGCGAUGGGCCAAGCGACACUCAUUACCAUGUGUGCGAUCAGCGCGGCGCCUGCGUGGGGGUUGGGAUUUGCCUACUUUACAUGGGGAUUGUGGUGGGCCAACGCGCUGCAGUCGUUGGUCAUAUGCGUAGGGUUGCCGUUCAUCCAGUUUACACGGCACGUGCAGUCGCUGGACAAGAUCACCGCCGUGUGGUUCUUGCCUGUGGUGACGACGAUUGUGUGCUCGGCGACGGGCGGGUUGGUCGCCGACCUCCUGCCUGCGCCACAUGCAAAGUUGACUCUGAUCGUCUGCUGGGUGCUGUGGGGAACUGGGUUUGGGAUGGCUUUCCUGCUCAUGUCGCUCUACUACGCCAGGCAGGCGAUCUACAAGAUCCCGCCAGCACAGUUGAUUGUCUCCACCUUCCUUCCGCUAGGACCUUGCGGCCAGGGCGCAUUCUCGUUGCUACAACUCGCUUCGGUGCUGUACAAGCUCGCUCUCACCGAAUCCACCGCCUUGCCAAGCCCCAACGCAACCGACGCCGAAACAGCACGCAUGAUGGCCACCGCCAUCUACGCCGUCUCGGUGCCCGUCGCGCUCGUCCUCUGGGGUCUCGGGCUUGUAUGGCUCCUCCUCGCCGUGUCCUCCCUCGUCGACCUAUGGCUGGUCUCCAAGCUGACCUUCAACCUCGGCUGGUGGGGCUUCACCUUCCCCCUCGGCGUCUUCGCCACUGCAGCCAUCAAGUUCGGUAGCGUCCUCGACUCUGGCGCUUUCCGCAUCAUCGGAACGGUCCUCGCACUGAUCGAGGUGGUCCUCUGGGCAUUCAUCUCGACCAUGACGCUGAAAAAAGCCGUCAAGGGAGCGAUCUUUUUCAGUCCGUGUCUCGCCGAGAUGUGCGACGAACAGGGCGAACCGCCGAAAUACGUGGCGCCCGCGAGGAAGUAUGGGUUCGAACCAAGGCCGAUUCCCGUGGGAAGCUUUGGUGAGGAGGAGGGGGGUGAGGAGGGGAGUCGCAGCAGGAGCAGGGGCAGGUUUGUCGGGUUGGGAAGGAGUGCGAGGGGCAGGUCGUGGUCGAGAGCUAGGAGCUGGCUGGGGAAGGGGAAUCGGAGCAACUCGCCGUUGGGAAGUGUGCCUAGAGGCAGAUCGCAGCAACGGUUGUAG